Molecule: messenger RNA, 1857 nt
Organism: Brugia pahangi
Lineage: Eukaryota; Metazoa; Nematoda; Chromadorea; Rhabditida; Onchocercidae
Source: the annotation of a GenBank genome assembly
AUGAGUAUCGCGAAGAUGGUCCAUCCACAAAUAAGAACCUUUUAUGUACGGAAACUCCGCAACCGUAAAGGUAAAUUGUUGUAUACUUCCGAUGAAUCAUUAGCAGACGAAAUUUCCUACGAUGAGGCAAGAUGCUCGCUUAUCACAAGCAAUAAUGGUGAUGAAGAUGUUAUUGUUGUUGAGAACAAAACCAGUGUCACUGCUAAUUUAUUAGAAAAGAAGAUUGCUUUGGACAUGAAUGAGCCAGUAACCUCUUUUAUACGGUUGAGAAAACGUGCUCCAAUUUAUCAGAUUCAGCAUGAUGAUUUGCUUGAUGUUUUGGAAGAACAACUUGAUUCACUGCAACCAACUUCUUUAAUUAGUGAAGAAGAAUUGCAAGUGGGUACCUUAUGUGUAUCAUUUUGUCGUACAUUUGAUUCAUUGUUUCGAGCAGUCAUAACAAACAUAAAUAAUAUUGGCAUUGAAGUUCAUUAUGUUGAUUAUGGCAAUUAUGAAACAGUGAACAGAGACGAUCAAAUGUCGAUUUUUAAUCUGUCUGAUGUCGCUCGUACCUAUCCAGGAAUGGCAAUCCCUUGCAUGCUUUUCAAUUCGCUUGUCUCAUCAACUGUUUCGAAUUCUGCGGAAACUGAAGACGAAUUUAUAACAAAUUUGAAGGAUGCCGUUUCAUGUGAACACCAUUCAUUCCGAAUUCGAAUACUGCAAAUUCGUGAAGAUAGAAUCUGCAUCGUUGAAUAUAUUUCAUCAUUUGCUGGACCAUCGAGUGGUUCAGGAAUUCCAGAAUCUAGCUACAACUUGCACGGAGGAGUGGAAACAAUAACGAGCACAUCAUAUUAUGGGAAACAGUCAACUUCCUUUGGAUCGGUGUGCAAAGUCAAGAAAUAUAAUUUCUUCUCUAAUAUCAGUAAUCCUGUUGCCGUGCCGCCGCAGUACCCUUUUGGCCAUGAAAAUCGAAAUAGAGAGUAUGCUGGACGUAUUCAAAAUCAAUAUGACAAGUUUGGAUACAAACAGUUAAAUGGUAAUAAGUUAAAAAUAAAAGGACCAAUUCUCAUAUGCAAAUGGGCAAAUGUCCAUCGAAAAACAGUGCCAACAUGGUUACGAAAUACCAACGUAAUGAGUAUCGCGAAGAUGGUCCAUCCACAAAUAAGAACCUUUUAUGUACGGAAACUCCGCAACCGUAAAGGUAAAUUGUUGUAUACUUCCGAUGAAUCAUUAGCAGACGAAAUUUCCUACGAUGAGGCAAGAUGCUCGCUUAUCACAAGCAAUAAUGGUGAUGAAGAUGUUAUUGUUGUUGAGAACAAAACCAGUGUCACUGCUAAUUUAUUAGAAAAGAAGAUUGCUUUGGACAUGAAUGAGCCAGUAACCUCUUUUAUACGGUUGAGAAAACGUGCUCCAAUUUAUCAGAUUCAGCAUGAUGAUUUGCUUGAUGUUUUGGAAGAACAACUUGAUUCACUGCAACCAACUUCUUUAAUUAGUGAAGAAGAAUUGCAAGUGGGUACCUUAUGUGUAUCAUUUUGUCGUACAUUUGAUUCAUUGUUUCGAGCAGUCAUAACAAACAUAAAUAAUAUUGGCAUUGAAGUUCAUUAUGUUGAUUAUGGCAAUUAUGAAACAGUGAACAGAGACGAUCAAAUGUCGAUUUUUAAUCUGUCUGAUGUCGCUCGUACCUAUCCAGGAAUGGCAAUCCCUUGCAUGCUUUUCAAUUCGCUUGUCUCAUCAACUGUUUCGAAUUCUGCGGAAACUGAAGACGAAUUUAUAACAAAUUUGAAGGAUGCCGUUUCAUGUGAACACCAUUCAUUCCGAAUUCGAAUACUGCAAAUUCGUGAAGAUAGAAUCUGCAUCGUUGAAUAUAUUUCAUCGUAA